ACGCCGCCCCCGCGUAACCGCCGAAGAAGCCGAGGCGAGCCCGGGUCGGGCGCAAGGGCGCGCUGGCCGCUGCUGCCACCGCGGGUGUUCCCUGCGCUCCCGCUCCAGUGAGGACUCUCUCUGCCGCCUCCUCCUCCUCCUCCUCCGACCUCAGUCCUCACCACCCUCCUCCUGCUCCUCAAAAGCACCCCCGAGUCCCCACCCCCUCACGCCCCACCCGCGGGAACGAGGCCUCGGGAAUUCAGGGGAGUGGCUGUGGGGGCGCGUCGCGGCUCCCAGCUCGGCCAGCCCCUCUUUCAAGACAUGGUCUGAUCCCCAUUGUAAAAGCUGCGCCCCAAGAGGAGGAGAGAGUGGUGCUCCCUGCCUGGGGCUGCAGGGAGCUCUCCGUGCUGAAGCUCUUGCAUUAUUUUAGGGUGGGGCGAGGAGGGCCCUAGAUUUUGGGGAGUAGGGGUGGGUGGGGAGGAGGACCCGAGGGGGGCAAGGACUCUGUGGGGGAGUCGGUGAGAGACUAUGGGGAAGGACCAGGAGCUGCUGGAAGCUGCUCGCACUGGAAAUGUGGCUCUGGUGGAGAAACUCCUGUCUGGCAGGAAAGGAGGGAUCCUGGGCGGUGGAUCCGGACCCUUGCCCCUGUCUAAUCUGCUAAGCAUCUGGCGAGGCCCCAAUGUGAACUGCACAGACAGUUCGGGUUACACUGCUUUACACCACGCAGCCUUAAAUGGACAUAAGGACAUAGUUCUCAAACUACUUCAGUAUGAGGCAUCAACAAAUGUAGCAGACAACAAAGGGUAUUUUCCUAUUCACCUGGCUGCCUGGAAAGGAGAUGUGGAAAUUGUGAAGAUUCUUAUUCAUCAUGGACCAUCGCAUUCCAGGGUCAAUGAACAGAACAAUGAAAAUGAAACUGCCUUACACUGUGCAGCUCAAUAUGGACACUCAGAAGUAGUUGCUGUUCUCCUAGAAGAGCUCACUGACCCGACAAUUAGGAAUAGCAAGCUGGAAACACCUUUGGACUUGGCGGCACUCUAUGGACGGCUUAGAGUGGUAAAAAUGAUCAUCAGUGCGCAUCCUAACUUAAUGAGCUGCAACACUCGCAAGCACACGCCACUUCACCUUGCUGCGCGCAAUGGCCACAAAGCAGUCGUGCAGGUGCUGCUGGAGGCAGGAAUGGAUGUGAGCUGUCAAACAGAAAAGGGGAGUGCACUUCAUGAAGCAGCUUUGUUUGGAAAGGUGGAUGUUGUACGAGUUCUGUUAGAAACAGGAAUUGAUGCCAACAUAAAGGAUAGCUUAGGUAGAACUGUCUUGGACAUUCUGAAAGAACAUCCAUCUCAGAAAUCUCUCCAGAUUGCAACACUCUUACAAGAGUAUUUAGAAGGCAUGGGAAGAUCUACAGUCCUUGAAGAGCCUGUACAGGAAGAUGCAACACAAGAAACACGCAUUUCAUCUCCUGUUGAGUCUCCUUCCCAAAAGACCAAAAGUGAAACCGUCACUGGAGAAUUAUCAAAACUCUUGGAUGAGAUAAAACUCUGUCAAGAAAAGGAUUAUUCGUUUGAAGACUUGUGCCACACAAUAUCAGACCACUACUUAGAUAAUCUGAGCAAGAUUUCAGAGGAAGAACUUGGGAAAAAUGGAAGCCAGAGUGUAAGAACCUCAUCUACGAUCAAUUUGUCACCAGGAGAAGUGGAAGAAGAGGAUGAUGAUGAAAAUACAUGUGGGCCAUCAGGACUUUGGGAAGCAUUAACUCCGUGUAAUGGAUGUAGGAACCUUGGCUUCCCCAUGCUUGCACAGGAGUCCUAUCCAAAGAAGAGAAAUUACACUAUGGAAAUUGUACCAUCUGCUUCUCUGGAUACAUUUCCUUCAGAAAAUGAGAACUUUCUGUGUGAUCUCAUGGACACAGCUGUUACAAAGAAACCUUGCUCCUUAGAAAUUGCAAGGGCACCUUCCCCAAGAACUGAUAAUGCCUCUGAGGUAGCAAUUACUACUCCAGGAACUAGUAACCAUAGAAACAGCUCAACAGGCCCAACACCUGAUUGUUCACCACCAUCCCCUGAUACUGCCCUCAAAAAUAUUGUAAAAGUCAUUCGACCCCAGCCUAAACAGCGAACAUCCAUUGUGUCUUCUCUGGAUUUUCACCGAAUGAAUCACAACCAAGAAUAUUUUGAAAUCAACACAUCUACAGGGUGCACAAGCUUUACUGCCAGCUCUCCUGCUAGUCCACCCACCUCUUCUGUGGGAACCACAGAAGUCAAGAAUGAGGGAGCUAACCAUACAGAUGACCUCUCCCGACAGGAUGGCAAUGAUCCCCCAAAAGAAUAUGAUCCUGGGCAAUUUGCAGGCCUGCUCCAUGGAUCCUCUCCAGCCUGUGAGUCGCCUGAAAAUCCAUUUCACCUCUAUGGGAAAACAGAACAAUGUGAAAAAGGACAAGAUGAAGUCAGUUUGGCAAACAGUCCUUUGCCUUUCAAGCAGUCUCCAAUAGAAAAUAACUCAGAACCUUUGGUAAAGAAAAUUAAACCCAAAGUGGUCAGUAGAACAAUUUUUCACAAAAAAAGCAACCAACUCGAAAACCAUACCAUUGUUGGCACAAGAUCAGCCAGGAGUGGAUCUCGGAAUGGGGACCAGUGGGUUAUGAACACAGGGGGAUUUGUGGAGAGAGCCUGUACUCUGGGGAGAAUAAGGUCAUUGCCUAAAGCCUUGAUCGACAUGCAUUUGUCAAAAAGUGUCUCUAAAUCUGAUUCUGAUCUCAUUGCCUAUCCUUCCAAUGAGAAAACAUCAAGAGUUAACUGGAGUGAAUCUUCCACUGCUGAACACAGUUCUAAAGGGAAUUCUGAAAGAACACCAUCCUUCACAUCGGAAUGGGAAGAAAUAGACAAAAUAAUGAGUUCCAUAGAUGUUGGAAUCAACAAUGAACUUAAAGAGAUGAAUGGUGAGACCACAAGACCCAGAUGCCCUGUCCAAACAGUGGGACAAUGGUUGGAAAGCAUUGGGCUACCUCAGUACGAGAACCACCUGAUGGCUAAUGGAUUUGACAAUGUGCAGUUUAUGGGAAGCAAUGUUAUGGAAGAUCAGGAUUUGUUGGAAAUUGGAAUCCUUAAUUCUGGGCACCGACAAAGAAUUCUACAGGCAAUCCAGCUCCUUCCAAAGAUGAGACCCAUUGGGCAUGAUGGCUACCAUCCCACCUCUGUAGCUGAGUGGCUGGAUUCCAUUGAACUGGGCGACUACACCAAAGCCUUUCUAAUUAAUGGCUACACAUCGAUGGACCUGUUGAAAAAAAUCUGGGAGGUUGAACUUAUUAAUGUUUUAAAAAUCAAUUUGAUUGGCCACAGGAAACGUAUUUUGGCAUCUCUGGGAGACAGGCUGCACGACGAUCCCCCACAGAAGCCCCCUCGGUCCAUCACCCUCAGGGAACCCAGUGGUAAUCACACUCCUCCUCAGUUGUCUCCAUCACUUAGCCAAAGCACUUACACCACUGGUGGCUCCCUAGACGUUCCUCACAUUAUCAUGCAGGGCGAUGCAAGGAGGAGAAGAAAUGAAAACUACUUUGAUGAUAUUCCCCGAUCAAAACUGGAGAGGCAGAUGGCUCAGCAGUCGUCUGUCUGUGAAAUAUGGACGAAUCAGAACGCAGGAUUUCCUUUCUCAGCGAUCCAUCAGGUUCAUAAUACAGGAGACUGGGGAGAACCUUCCAUUACCUUGCGACCUCCAAAUGAAGCCACAGCCUCCACUCCGGUACAGUACUGGCAGCAUCACCCAGAAAAGCUUAUCUUCCAGUCGUGUGAUUACAAAGCUUUUUAUUUAGGUUCUAUGCUGAUAAAAGAGCUUAGGGGGACAGAAUCAACCCAAGAUGCUUGUGCAAAAAUGCGGGCUAACUGUCAGAAGUCUACAGAGCAAAUGAAGAAGGUCCCUACUAUUAUUCUUUCUGUCUCAUAUAAAGGAGUCAAAUUUAUUGAUGCAACAAAUAAGAACAUAAUUGCUGAGCAUGAAAUUCGUAAUAUUUCCUGUGCUGCCCAGGACCCAGAAGACCUCUCAACAUUUGCCUAUAUCACAAAAGAUUUGAAGUCCAAUCACCACUACUGUCACGUGUUUACUGCCUUUGAUGUGAAUUUAGCCUAUGAAAUCAUCCUAACCCUGGGACAGGCAUUCGAAGUCGCUUACCAGCUAGCACUACAAGCAAGAAAAGGGGGACACUCCUCCACACUUCCAGAAAGCUUUGAAAACAAACCCUCCAAACCCAUCCCCAAGCCCCGCGUUAGCAUUCGCAAGUCCGUGCCUUUCUGUUUUAAAGCAGAUCGACCCAUCUGAGCAAAAGACUCUGGCCAAUCUACCGUGGAUUGUGGAGCCGGGCCAAGAAGCCAAGAGGGGCAUUAAUACCAAGUAUGAAACCACGAUUUUCUGAUACUCGCCGUCCUCCUGUCCUCGCGGUGCCUUGCUCGCCAAGCAGUCCCGGAGCAGGCUUUCCUUCGCGCCUCCGCGUCCACCCAGCCCAGGAGGAAGACUGCUCUGAGCGUGUGGCCUUGUUACGGGCGAAAGGCCACUGGCCAUUCCUGGGGAAGUUCUUUCUGCACCAGUGAUGGAAAACGCAAGACUUUCCAGUCGCAACCCCUGAGAGGCGUGAGUUGAGAUGGGUUUUCCCCGAUGCUCCCGACUCCCCUCCCCACCACCUCCCAAGGUAUUUCUGAUGACUCCGCCCCAGUACUUGCUUUGCUUCAUUUGGGGAUAAUACCUUUUCUUUAAAAAAAAAAAAAAAAAAAAAAAAGUAAAGGGGAUCUCUAAUACUGCCUAAAAGUAUGCUUUCACUGUCAGCAGUUUUAAAGGUGAAAUCAGAGCAGCACUACCCUUCCCACCUCCAAAGCAUCUGUAAAAUCAUUCUAUCAUUGAAUAUCGUUUAAUGCAAAAGGACAAAAAUAACUCCCGUGAUAUGAUUGCCAGGAGAUUGUUUCCCCAUUUCUAUAUUUGUGGAUUUUAUAUGUAAUCACCUAUGUCAGAGAAAGAAAACCUUUCAACCAAACGAUUGGUUCAAAAGGAAAGAAUGAUUCAAAACAGAGGAAUUUAUUAUGCACAGCAAAAUGUGUCUUGUAUUAAAUAUUUUUAUUAAAAGAAUGUUUCAUUAAUGCAUUGAUAAGAAAACUAGGUUAGUUGUGAGGGAUGUUUCUGGUUUCAUUUCAAAUAAUUAAAUUUCUACUGCUACUACCAAGAGGACUGGCUCAGUGGUGGCAAAAUACUGGUGAUGCUCCCUAGAGCAGGAGGCCCGGAAGUGCUGACGCAGCCAUCAGCUUGCCAAGAUUGUUUUUUAAUCUUCACAGUGUUUUAAAGAACAUGUUAAAAAAAAAAAUCUAGUGCUCCUGCUGUCAAGAUUUCUGUCAUGGAAACCUUGUUUGAGAAAGGUGUUAAUAAAAUUCUAUUGCAAAAAUUUCUUUUUCUAGAAAAAAUAAAUACAAAAAAAAGAAGAAAUUCCAAAGUAAUAAAACUUUUCUUGAGACAAACAAAAAAAAAGUUUGCUUACUAUUUGAUUAAAUAAAAUUUACUUACAUUUCUUUAAGGUAUUUUAAUUUUUUAAUGUCUCUGUGGAGUAUUUGUAUGAUACCAUAAUGUAUAUUUAUGUAGAAUCAAAUUAUAUAAACAGUACCAAUAUCAUUAUAGAAAAAAAUAACAUUUUAAUGUAUAUUGUUCUAACAAUCAUAUUGUGAAUCAUUUUGAAGUUCAUUAUAGCGAUACUGAUAAAUUGUGGAAUUGUCUUAAUGUUUUUUUAUUAACUGAUAUUAUUUUAAACCUAACUGAGAUGAUCAGUUACAUUCAUCAGUUGGUGAGUUUUGAAGAAUAACUACAUUUUAUUUCAAACUAACAAAUGUAUACGGUUUUAGUUCAGUGUUGAAGAAUUUUAAUACAAUAUUAAAUUACUUGAA
Molecule: messenger RNA, 5891 nt
Organism: Nomascus leucogenys (northern white-cheeked gibbon)
Lineage: Eukaryota; Metazoa; Chordata; Mammalia; Primates; Hylobatidae
Gene: ANKS1B
Product: ankyrin repeat and sterile alpha motif domain containing 1B
Exons: 27
Coding region: 511-4290 (1259 amino acids)
Cellular component (GO): cytosol
Molecular function (GO): protein binding
Source: RefSeq, a predicted model, not a curated record